CACGUGACCAUCUACUUCCGUUUCUCCUCUGGACAUCUCCGUUGAAUGACGGUGAUUCUGCCAAACACAGGGCCAUUAAUUUAAAACUAAACAACACAAAUCCAACCGAUCAUAAUGAAGAACUCCCAAUACAGACAAGGGUGUUGCACUAAUGUAUCUAGAACCUGACUCCAGUUAGUAAGUUAACUCCAUCCUCCGUCAAACCUCUUUCUGACCAAUUACAUUUUCCAAGAAUGUGUCAUCGGCUUGAAGAUAUCAUGAAGCUCUGCUGUGAGUUAUCUGCUGAUAAACAGAUCCAGACCACAGUCAAGGGCUCUGGCAAAGGGGCAGCAACAGCUGGAGGCCUGGCCUUUGCUGGAGGCUUGGUUGGUGGCCCUCUUGGUAUUGCAGUCGGUGGUGCUAUUGGAGGCCUUCUUGGCUGUUGGCUGACCAGCGGUCAGUUCAAACCUCUUCCUCAGGUCAUUAUGGAGCUCAGUCCUCAGCAGCAGCAGAAGCUAUAUGCUGAUCUGGUCGCCAUCCUUGGGGAUAUUCAGUGGACCGACGUGGUGCAGCUAACUGGUCUUGUCAUGAGUAACAUCAGUCUGAAGCAGCAGCUCACGGCAGCGCUUCUUGGAUUUGUUACUAAGGAACUCCAAGCAAACGUGCACUAUGUGGACUAGUGUGUUUAAGUGCACAGGCUCCAUGCCCUGACUUUUGGUAAGGACAUGACUUAGUGCGUGCCCGAACAGACUGCUAAGUGCUUUCCAGAAACAACAGUAGGAUACACUGACUUAUACUGAGAACAUAUUUAUUUGUGUGUAAUCCAUUGUGCCAUUGUUGUUUUUUGGUUGUUGUUGGGAGCACACAUCCAAAAUUAUCCUCUUGUGAAGUCAACUCCUUUACCUGGGAAUGAUACUUGUGUGACCAGGAAAUGAAUAAUGUAUUGUUCAUGUUUAUUCUGAACUGUUUUCACUACUAUGAUUGAAGCUGCAAUUCAGUGAAGAUCUACAAUGAUCCCUCGCUAUUUCGCGGUUCGUUUAUCACGGCUUCAGUGCAUCGCGGAUUUUUUCAAACAGUCCUAUUUUUUUUUAAGUCCGCAAGAUGCAACAAAACAGCGAGUCACAUAGAGCAACAUAUACAGUACUACAUGUAUAUGUUUACUGUAUUUUGUUAUUCAUAAACUAACCUAACUUAUGCAUCCUCGUUUCUAGUUUUAUGUUGAGAGGGACGAAAUUUCAUCCAGCACAUUUGACAAUAAAUAGAAAUCGAAGGUUUCUUUAAUAGGGGUAACAGUUCAGGUGAUCUUCAUCAGGUAAGUUGCCACUGAAGGCUCAUAACCAAUGUAUGAGCACAGGAUCGGUUCAAACUCAAAACAGCGAGACAAUCCAGCAGUCUACAACGAGGAUGAAAAGCAAAACUUGCAACAAUACUGUACGAAACAGGUUUUUAUUGACAAUUAAAUAGAUGAUUUUCACCUCCACCUCA
Messenger RNA from Hippocampus zosterae (dwarf seahorse), 1464 nucleotides. RefSeq names its product protein C19orf12 homolog. The transcript is spliced from 5 exons. The record is from RefSeq and is a predicted model, not a curated record. NCBI's taxonomy places the organism in Eukaryota, Metazoa, Chordata, Actinopteri, Syngnathiformes, Syngnathidae. The coding region runs from base 234 to 659 and encodes 141 amino acids.